This is a messenger RNA of Heteronotia binoei (common prickly gecko), 5510 nucleotides long. RefSeq names its product ring finger protein 17 (gene RNF17). The coding region runs from base 532 to 5325 and encodes 1597 amino acids. The transcript has 37 exons. The record is from RefSeq and is a predicted model, not a curated record. NCBI's taxonomy places the organism in Eukaryota, Metazoa, Chordata, Lepidosauria, Squamata, Gekkonidae.
CCUUACCAGGAGACCUCUAACCUACCUCCUCUCGCUAAUAAACAACUCGAGGCACUGAUCUCUAGAGCUCUUCACCAGUAAUUACACUUGAUCUUAACCAAAAAGCCAAGCAGUGAUAAGUAACUAAAAUUUGCACUAUUAGUUUCUUUUAGUUUGGUUGGUCUUAAUACAAGGCAUGAUACCUUUCUCUUAGUUUGGUUGGUCUUAAACAAUAGUGCAAGUUUUAGUCACGGAUGAGUUCCACAGAUCUAGCUUUGCGCUAGAUUGAGGUUAAAAGCUAUUAUAUGUAUUUUAGUUUUUUGUUUGGACCACGCGGCUCUCUCUCUUUUUUUGUUAAUAAAACCUUCACACGUUGCAACCCGUGCCAUUAGAUAAAGCUGAAGGCGAGAUUCCUUGUGAUUGGCUGAGGCGCACAACCAACACGUGCGGGGGCAAAGAAAUAUAAAUGGUGUUAACUAGUUGAUUCGUUAGGACGGGUUCUUUUGCUUGGUAUCGGUCGCGGGAAGCCCAAAGAGCGCCAAAAGUAACGAGAUGUCUUCGUUCUUGGGCAGAGCACCCAAUAGGGGGAGCAGACGUCGACGGGAAGCUGCAGCUCCUCCGGAGUGCGGUAUACGUGAAGUGCAGAUUCCACGGACGCUGCCAGAAGAUUCGGCGGGUGUGGAAUUUCAAAAGUCCAGCAGUGUGGGUGAAAGCUGCAGUUCAGUUUCAGAAUCAACUGUAGAUGUUGAACAAAAAGUUCAUUUUGGAAGCGUGCAAAAAUCUAAAAGGAGUCAUCAAAACGUCAGUGAGAAGAGAAAGCAGAUUCCCGACUGGGGACUUGUUAGCAGGUUAAUGUGGGAAGUGUCUCUAAUUAACAUGGACCGCAGAACUUCUCAAGAAAUAGACAGAGCUUUGGAAAUAGCUAUAAAUAACCUUGAACAUUUAAAGACUGCAGAGGAGAUACUUGAACAAUUGGUCACUGAAGCAAAGCAAGAAGAAGGCAAGACAGCAAGUAUUAUCGAUACCACAUUUACAGACUUCAUUGCUGCAUUAAAUUCAAGGAAAAGGAAAUUACAGACAGAGUUGGUACUGAACACCAGCAGCUAUGUAACUGAUGUACAUAAAGUUCAGUUGUCUAUUAUAGAGAAGAAAAGCAGCUUAGAUGGAGCCAUAAAGGUAGCAAGAGGGUUGAAAGCAAAGAAUUCUUUCAAAAGUUGUCAUAGUUUACGUCAGGUUCUUUGCAAUUUAAAAACGACAAUUGAGGAUGAAGUUUCAAAACUGGAUAAUUUGAAGAAAAGAACACUUCCAAGGUUUUACAUAGAUGGUGAUAAGAGUACCUCUCAGUUGGAAAAUAUGGGGGAAAUUCUUCUUGAUAAGACUGAUCUAUGCCACUGUGGAGAAGGUUCCUUAAAACCAAGCAGUAUGGAACAAGGCUGCAAAAGUGGCAGUUUAUUUAGAGGAAAGACAAAACAUGACCCAUUGAUUGAAGAAAACAAUCCAAAGAUUUUUGCAGAAGAAUAUGAUGUCCAGCUUGAUGGCACUCAUGCUCAGAUCCAACAGAUGGCUCAAUCACCAACUCCGAAGUAUCUUGCUGCUUUGCCCCAGACAGUAUGUGCUCCAGAUGUCAUAAUUGAAGAAAUAAUUGAAGAUUCUCCAGGUUCUAGUUCCACAGAAUAUCCUGAAGAUGCACAUCACAGGAAGCUUUUCCCAAAGCAGCUGCUUCCAUUUGGAGUGAAAGCAGACUCUCCAGAAUUAGUUCUUGUCAGUUGUGUAAUAAACCCUUGUCACUUCUACGUUCGGAUGCUUUCACAAAAGAAAAUGUUAGUUCAUUUGGAAAAAAUAUUGAAGCAGUUCUGUAAAAGUAAGAAUACAUCUCCUACGGACAUCUUGGAAUUAGGUGCAAAAGUCUUUGUUAAAAGUAAAGAGCAUGGAUCAUGGUGCCGUGCAACAGUUAUUGAACUAAUUCCAAAGCAGAAUACAAAGGAAGGGAAACCCUGUGGUCCAACAAAAUGUAAAAUCUGUGAUGUCGCAAUGAUGCAAGUAUUCUUUAUAGACUUUGGCCAUUCCGAAGCAUUAACUGUUUCAAGGUUUGCUAGUGAUGUUGCAGUGAAUCCAGAACAUGCUACUCUAGACUAUUUAGUGACAGAAGAUUUGUGCUCAGUUGUAAGGAUACCUGAUUUUCUUAUAGAGGCACAACUUGGAGGAAUAAAAAAGUUGGCACUGAGGUGCUCCUUGAAGGACAUUGUUCCCAAACGUUCAAGUGAAGGUUGGAGUACAGCAGCAAGAACAGAAUUUCUGAAAAUGGUAAAUAACAAAACUGUCCAAAUGAGAGUGUUCAGGGAAGAAGAUGGUGUUCUUAUUGUAGAUCUGAUGAAACCUCCAACUAACAAAAUAAGCAGUGACAUGCCAAUCUCCCUCAGGGAUGCAUUAGUUUUUUCGGAUUUAGCAAGCCUCCGCACUGAAUUGGCCGAUCAGUCUGAGAAUUCUGUGCCACUGCAAUACUGCCCACCUGUGAUGCCCCAAGAAAAUACAGAAGCUGCAGUUGUGGUUACUUACAUCAUCAGUCCUGGUGACUUCUACAUUCAAAUGCUGGAGAGUCCAGAAUUAGUGAUUUUCCUGAAAAAGAUUGAAGAAGUUUAUAAAACUGAAAGUGGAGACAAUUUGGAAAUCCUGUGUCCAAUCCAAGGUCAACCCUGCAUUGCCAAAUUUGAAGAUGGAGUUUGGUACAGAGCCCAAGUGAUUGGACUUCCGGGUCAUCAACAAGCUGAGGUGAAAUAUGUGGACUAUGGCAAUACAGCUAAAAUAAACGUGAAAGACAUGCGCAAGAUAAAAGAUGAGUUCUUAGCCUCUCCAGCAAAGGCUAUCCAGUGCAAGCUGGCCAAUAUAGAACCAUUCAAAGGAACAAAUAAGUGGAGCAGUAUGUCAAAGCACAGAUUUGAAGAAAUGGUUCAUGAAAAAGUUAUGCUGUGCUUCUUUACUGAAAUAUUGCCGGACAAUGCAUUAUCUGUUGAGCUCUAUGAAAGUGUACCAGCAGUACCAAAUGUGUCUCGUAGUAUUAAUAGCCGCCUGGUUAAUGAAGGCCUAGCAUCAUAUGUAACAAGGAAUCCUCAAAUCACCACUCUUACUUACAAUGAAGUGUGGGAUCCUCCUCCAGAAGACAUCUUCGCAAGGGAAGUGGGGGAUUUAAAUCCUGGGUGUGCAGACUUGUCACAAAUGGAGGAUUUGGCAUUAGAGUGUAACAAAGAACUGCAAGUACAAAUUAGUCGUGUUGUGUCUCCAAGCAUGAUCUUCUUGCAUUUGCUGUCGGCAGAAAAACUGCUGAACAGCUUACAGGAAAAGAUGUCUGCCACUUACAACAUGUCUGAGGAAGAAGAAGCUGUUCAAUGGGAAAUAAAUAUGAAUUGUGCUGCUGAUGUGCAUGGUCUAGAUCAAUGGAACAGAGGCCAGGUCUGCAAGAUUGUUUCUAAAAACACUGUGGAGGUAUUCUUCUUUGAUUUGGGCAUAACCAAAACCGUGAAUACCAUCCGUCUAAGAAAACUUGAUGAGAAGUUGAUGUCAGUUGGGCCUCUAGCAGUGGAAUGCUUCCUAGCAGACAUAAGGCCAGCUGGUGGUACUGACCAGUGGACAGCAACUGCAUGCGAUACACUGACACAAUAUUUAAGUGGAGCGAUGGUAAAAAUAAUCAUACAGGAAAAUACUUCACCGUUUCCUGUGAAAAUGUUUCACAAAGAUGAUGGAUUAUACACUGAUGUUUCAGAAUACAUGAUUAAAAAAGGUUUGGCAUUUAGAAAAAGAAGAACAGACAUAAUUAGAGCAUUACCUGAGAAACUGCAGGAAAUCCCUGUAAAGCAAGAAAAUACAGUUAUAAGCAACUCUAAUGCAAUAGGAGGAUAUAUGCUAAGCUCUUUGGCACCAGAAAGAGAAGCUGAUAUUCCUAUUACAGAUUGUGAAGAAAAAGAAUCAGAAAAAUCUGUGGAUCUGUCCAGAGCGGUUGUAACAUAUAAACCACCAGCUAUUCCUAGUGUGAACCAGUUCAGUGCUGUAGUCAGCUGUGUUGCAGACAAUGGAACCAUUUAUGUUAUACCAAAGUCACAAGAACAACAAUUAUCCAAGAUGAUGAACGAUAUACAGAAUAACGUCAAAUGUCUGGGUCUUCUGGAACCCUACAGCUGGAAGCAGGGAGAGGCUUGUGUUGUAAGAGGUCCAGAUACUUUGUGGUAUCGGGGUGAAGUGACAGAAGUUGGCAGUGGCACUAUCAGGGUACGAUACUUAGACUUUGGUUACAUUGAAAAGAUACCUCAAUGUCAUCUCUAUCCAACUGUCUUGUAUGCUGAUAUACCUCCUUUCUCCAUACCUUGUCAGCUCCAUAAAACUAAACCAGUUGGAAGUACUUGGCAGCAGGAUGCAGUUGAGCUCCUCCAAGAACUACUUACAAAGAGACUUGUGUCGAUACAUAUUGAGAAACUAUCAGAUCAGCCAUGGGGAAAUAUAUCUGUUAAACUGUUCUUUAGUGGGAUGUCACUUUCUUCCUUCAUGGCAUACCACAAACAUUGCAUCGCUGAAGAGGAAGACGGUGAUAUACCCAAACUGAAUAUAGCAGAAUGCAGCGAGGAGCCUUUGGAAGAAAACUGUGAAAUUAGUUAUGAGGAAUUGCUGUUGUCUGAAAUAGACACCCCUCAUCUUCCUCCAUACACUUUCCCGCCUCUGCCUAUUCUUGGAGCACUCUUUCCAGUUAAAGUAACACACAUUGUGUUGCCAAAUGAGGUAUACAUUUGUCUUGAUCAGCCAGAGAAUUCCAUCCAGCAGGCUGACAGAGAGGACAGUAGAAACAGCUUGGAAUCAGACUGCAAAACUCUCAAGGAAGCCUUGACUUGGUGGAAUCAAAACAUUGAGUCCUGUCCCUGUUUAACUGAUUUUCGAAAUGAGAUGCCUUGCCUUGCACAGUACAUUGAUGGCUCAUGGUACAGAGCAAAACUCCUUUCUGUUAAGGAAUUUAAUCCUCUCCUGAUUAUGGUUCUGUUCGUUGACUAUGGAGCAACAGAAAAGCUGCCCACGAGCAGGUUACGUCAAAUCCCUCCUAAUCUUAUGCAGUAUCCUGCUCAAGCAUUCAAAGUUUUGUUGGCUGGAUUUAAGCCUCCUUUAUGUGAUUCAAAAACUGACAGAAUUCCUUACUGUCCUGAAUGGAGCUUAGAAGCAUUGUGGACCAUGAUAGAUUGUGUUCAAGGGAAAAGUCUCCAGGCUUCCUUGCUGACUCACUCACCAGAUCAUACUGUGUUUUUGUAUAACAAUGGAUGCCUAGUUCACAUGAAGCUUGUAGAAAUGGGAUUGGCUGCGUUAAGUCAGUGACACAAAUAACAAACCUGUUGACAAAAACAAGAAUCCUGCCUCAAGAAGUUGUUCUGUUGAGUUAAAAAAAAAUGCUAUAGCAUGGGAGUGCUUUUGAAGACUUCAUUUACAAACACUGAAGGAAGUGCCUUUUUUGUUUACAGUGUAGAAAGUUAAGUAAUAAAAAAACUUCUUGCAUUGAAAAA